AUGCCAGGGACCCAUCUUCUCCCACCAAAUCUCCUCAAGCUAUUCGCACCACGUCCACCGCUCCAUUACCUUCGGCCAAUUGGCAAGGACAUUGACCAAGUGAAAAAAAAGGAUGUUCAUGGCGUUGCUGAGAUUAUGCAGCGACUUAGAGACGACGCAACUGAAAAUCUUGCUAAUGGCGAACAGAUGGAAGAAGGCGAAGAACCUGUCUACACACUUGCAGAAGAAGUGAAGAGACAGAUUCGGAGAGAGGAACGUCAGAAGCGCAAGGAGGAAGAGUUUAAUAACUCGAAGGAAACAUAUAAACCGUCUGAUGAUCCAGAAGCGAUUGGGGAUCCCUAUAAAACCCUUUUCAUAUCACAUUUGCACAAGAACGCAACCGAAACGGACUUGAGGCGGGAAUUUGAAGGAUAUGGGACCAUUGAGCGGGUAAGGGUUGUCCGUGACAAAAAAGGUCGCAGUCGAGGAUACGCUUUUAUCGUAUAUGAGCGGGAACGAGACAUGAAAGCUGCAUACAAGGAUUCUGAUGGUCUUGUCAUCAUGGGAAGAAGGAUAUUAGUCGAUGUCGAGCGUGGUAGAACUGUUCGUGGCUGGAAACCACGCCGUCUGGGAGGUGGUCUUGGUGGACGACCCAAGCGAGUAGAACCUGUGAUAGUUCCUCCCCGAACUGGGGGAUUUCGAGGUGGAUUUGGUGGAAGAGGCUUUGGUGAAAGAGGAUUUGGCGAACGAGGUGGGUUUAGAGGUGGUCGCGGUGGAGGGUUUAGAGGCGGCGGUGGUGGCGGCGGAUUCCGUGGGGGAUACGGUGGCGGCGGCGGCGGCGGAGGAGGUGGUGGAGGUGGUGGAGGUAUGGACGGUGGAUUUCGCAACAGCGAUAACGGCUACAGAGGUCGCGAUUUUGGAGGCGGUGGUGGUUUCAGGGGAGGACGUGGUGGUGGAAUCGGUUACAACGGUGGAUUCAACGACCAUCCGCCGAACGGAUACGGUCCACCCGGGGGUGCCCAGGGUGGUUACGGUGGUCCUCCUGGUGGUGGCUAUCGCCAGGAUCUUAAAAGACAUGAUGGCCCUGGAGGAUACGACGACAGAGACUCAAAACGAGCACGGUACUAG
Marasmius oreades (fairy-ring Marasmius) is the source of this 1107-nucleotide messenger RNA. RefSeq lists its product as uncharacterized. Gene Ontology annotation, biological process: mRNA splicing, via spliceosome. NCBI's taxonomy places the organism in Eukaryota, Fungi, Basidiomycota, Agaricomycetes, Agaricales, Marasmiaceae. Gene Ontology annotation, molecular function: U1 snRNA binding; mRNA binding. Gene Ontology annotation, cellular component: precatalytic spliceosome; U2-type prespliceosome; U1 snRNP. The record is from RefSeq and is a predicted model, not a curated record. The transcript has 5 exons. Bases 1 to 1107 code for a protein of 368 amino acids.